Molecule: messenger RNA, 444 nt
Organism: Pochonia chlamydosporia 170
Lineage: Eukaryota; Fungi; Ascomycota; Sordariomycetes; Hypocreales; Clavicipitaceae
Exons: 2
Coding region: 1-444 (147 amino acids)
Molecular function (GO): racemase and epimerase activity, acting on carbohydrates and derivatives
Source: RefSeq, a predicted model, not a curated record
AUGUGGAAGCCCCCGUCUCCCACCGAGACCCCGCGGUCGCCAUCUACAGAUGAGACCGUUCUCGGGGCCACGACGAUUACGAGAACGAAGAACCCCGGCCGUCGGUUUGCGCAGGUUGUGAAGCUCAAGAAGGAAUGUGUGGAUGAGUACAAGGCUUGUCAUGCUGCCGUUUGGCCCGAGGUAGCUAAGCAGAUUAAAGAUUGUGGGAUUGAGGACUACAGCAUCUUUUACGACGACACGACUGGUAUGCUGUUUGGCUCGUUCAAGUACAUUGGGUAUGAUUAUGCUGGUGAUAUGGAGCGCAUGGCUCAGAAUCCCAAGGUCCGCGAGUGGUGGAAGAUGACGGAUGGGUUUCAGGAGAGUAUUGUUCCUGGGGCUGUGAGCUCUGAGGCUGGUGAGCCGAGUUGGUGGAAACCUUUGGAGGAGGUCUUUUAUCAGGCUUAG